Magnolia sinica is the source of this 1276-nucleotide messenger RNA. RefSeq lists its product as uncharacterized. Lineage: Eukaryota; Viridiplantae; Streptophyta; Magnoliopsida; Magnoliales; Magnoliaceae. The transcript is spliced from 7 exons. The record is from RefSeq and is a predicted model, not a curated record. Gene Ontology annotation, molecular function: DNA binding. Bases 885 to 1211 code for a protein of 108 amino acids.
UUUCCAUGCAAUUUCCUCAACAUCUUGCUCAAAAUGCCAACAGAUUGAAGCUUUUUUGCUCUUUGCAGGGUUUUCAGCUAGCUCUGCUGCUCCCGAUGCAAGAUCUCGUGCGAGAACGGAGGAAAAUGAUGGAUUCUAGAGAUCUCUAGUGUUUUGGCAAGUUUCAUGUUGGGAUAAUCGAGAAAAUCCAAGCUCUUGGAGGUUUCCUUUUGAGAUAUGCUGAACAGCAGCGGCAUUGCUAGAAAAUCGAAGCUUUGUAUGAGAUUAUAGGGUUUCUGUUGAAAGUCCUAAUUCAGGUUGGCAUUCCUGCCUUAUCUGCCAUAAAAGCUCAAAGCUUCAAUGCUUCUGCUGUCCAAACUCAGUUUGCCAGCAUGUACAAGAGCCGCUAUGGUUGUGCAUGUUAAAAGUAAAAAAGGCUUCUGCACUAAUUGCUUAAGACUGGCUCUACUGAUAGAAGAAAACCUGGAUGUCGAUUCCGAUGGGGGUAAAGUGGAUUUUAAUGACACAGAGGCGUGAAUUUUUGUUUAAGGAAUACUGGGAUUUGAUAAAGCAGCAUGAAGGCUUAUCAGUGCAAGAUCUUCAUACUGCAGAUGCCCUAUUGAAGAAGGGCAAGAACUAUGGGGAACUCCCUGAAGAUGAAAGGGAUUUAAUCUUUGAUGUUGGUGAAAUGAAACAAAAAAGUGAUGAUGAGUUUCCAUUAAUUGGAAAAUACACAGAAUAAGAUGUUUGGAAUUCCUUUUGAUACGCUUUGAUUGGAAUUCCUUUCUGUUCUUGGAUUUGCAGCUCGUGAUUUCCAUUUUAUCCUCUCAGGCAUAAAGAGGGCUUCCGAGUCUUACAAGACAGGAGAGAUUAGUACAGACAUUGUCCUGAAUGUGUCCAAUCUGAUGAAGGAUAUUCGCAUUUGCAUGGUAUCAGACGAUGACUUCUCCGAGGAAGAAUGUGAGGAUCUACGUUACAGAAUGAAAGAAGGCCAUCUUAAAAGAAUGGAAGACAACUGUUUCUGCUCACACAACUGCCGAGAUCGAAAGGAGCAGAUAAAAGAUCUUAAGCCUCUGAAACAGGGGAUGCCCAAUAAAGUUGAAGAGCGCCCUCGUUCUUCUUCUUUCAUGAUCACUCCCAACGGAUGGUUCGCCACACAAAAAAGGAUAUGCCUGUCCAUGAGCGAUUUUCAUUCAGAGACUUGGAACCCAAUGUGGUCUGUGGCAAGGUAAGGUGAAACUAAGUUUCAGUUAUGUUGCUGGAAUGCUGUUUGUUUGGAUUUUGGUAAUUGGUUUAA